GCUAUGUUUUAGCCAUAGAAAAAUGGAGGACUUUCAGAGACUUCAAAGCUGAAUAGCUGCUCAGAAAUACAGAACAGAAAAAUACUUCUUAAAGAAGUAUUGGAAUUGAUCUGCCUUACAUUACAAUAGAAUAAGUAAGCUGAGUGGAGAGAAAAAAAUGGCCACACAAACCCCUGAAUAAACGAUUUUGUUAAAGAAACCACAGGAGAGAAGUCCUUUCUUCUGAUGUGGCUGCGUCUGGCCGAGGGGGAAACCCGCGUCGGGAGCCAAGUCUUUGUUCAGAGUAGCUGCUGCCUGCGUCCUGCUCAGCUCCAAGGUGCUGCGGGAUGCUCCAGUACAGAUUUGAAGCAGAGCUGUACAGCUGCUGAAUUGCUUUUUGAGAGAGGAGGAGAGAACACCAAGGAAUUACUCGUACAGCAGCUUUGAUGGAAACAAAACCAAAAUGUUUUCAAGUUGAUGACCACCUCCGACUAGAAGUUGAAAUGCCCCGCAAAUGGACCUUGGCUUCUAAACGUGUUAAAACCAACGUGAGGCAGAUAAUGGCAAAGUGUAGGUACUGUAUUUAUGCUGAACAGUGGCAAACUGUCUCAUGGCAUUGUGAUGAGGACAAAUACUUUGAGGAGAGAAGAAAUCUGAAAUUUUCAUUUGUGUACUGAAUUCCAAAGAGACAAAAGGUGGGCUGUGCCAGUGGUGUUGAUGUCCUCAGCCUGUGGUGCCAGGGUCAGACCGUAGCCAGUGCUCCCGGCAGCGCCUGCGCCGUCUGUGCGAAGGACGGCUCGAUCCCCCUGCUCGCCUCCCGCAGGCGGGAUGAAGAGGGCAAUCGGCUGGUAAGAGUCGAUGGGAUCUGCGUGGACGUGACUUUGUUGCUCCUGAUAACGCUACGUAAAAGCGAAGAAGAGCUGCUGCCAGAGUUUCAUUUCCCCUCCGCUUCUCACUACUGCCGCUGAAUGCAAGCCAGAUUUCCAAGGAGAAGAACAGUGAUGGACUGAGUAUUUCCAAGAACUGUGCACAGAAAUACAGCAGAGGAAGGCAGCAAUACGUCACCUGAUAAGGAGCUCUUCUUCCAGCAAAGCUCCAGCAGUGAAAGUAGACUAAAUGUGUUUUCUAAGCACUGCACUGUUCAGCAGGACACAAAGUCGUGGAACUGCCUCCCUAGGAGAGGAGCCAACUAACCUGGUCUUGGGAUAAACUAGGUAAACUACUUCUGCGGAGGUUAGUCGCCGCUGGAUCUACUUUCCCAGGAACGUCGCUUCCACCUGACAGCGAAUCUGAGCAGCUGGCUGUGGAUUCUGUAUUUGCUUCCCCACAAACAAACAAAGGUUAGUCGGGUGGCUGUGGCUUUUUUGGAGAGAGACCUAACCCUGGACCCGUGUCAAAGACACAUGUCCGCCGUUUGCCAUGGGAUUGACGAAUUCUUAGCUGUUUUGUGAGCUCUCUCGGUUCUCCACUUGCCCUUCACUCUAAAGUCUACAUAUAUGAAAUGGAAAAUCGAGGGCUGUUCUGCACCCUUUGUUACCUGAUGUUCAAUGCACCUCUGCUGUUCGUUGUGAACGCUACCUUUACUGAAGUUCCCAAAGAUGUGACUGUUAGGGAGGGAGAUGAUAUUGAGAUGCCUUGUGCUUUUCGAGCCAGCGGAUCCACCUCUUACUCCCUGGAAAUCCAGUGGUGGUACCUUAAAGAGCCAGCCAGAGAACUUGCACAUGAAUUAGCCAUCAGUGUCCCUGGCAGCAGGAGCAAGGUAACAAAUAAGGAUGCAACUAAAAUCAGCACGGUGCGCGUCCAGGGCAACGACAUCUCGCACCGCCUGCGGCUGUCGGGGGUGCGGCGGCAGGACGAGGGCGUGUACGAGUGCCGCGUGGCGGACUACAGCGACGACGAGACGCAGGAGCACAAGGCCCAGGCGCUGCUGCGCGUCCUCUCGCGCUUCGCGCCGCCCGACGUGCAGGCGGCCGAGGCGGUGUCGCACAUCCAGAGCGGCGCGGCCCCGCGCCGGCACGGCCCCGCCGCCAGGGCCACGCCGCUGCCCGCCGCCGACAAGCGCCCGCCGCCCGCCGAGGCGGGGCCCGCCGCCGCCUCCACCGCCACGGCCAGGACCAGGGCCGCGUCCUCGGCCUCGCCGCCGCCGGGGCAGGCCGCCAUCCUCCGCCAGCAGCACGGGUCAGGUACAGUACCUAUUUAUGCCACAGACCCACUCCUAUAUAUGUUCCUGUUAAUACUGCAUAAGCUUGUAGCUUUAUUAGUAAACCACUGACGGACUACUUCCUCAGCUACUCCUCAGCCAAACACAAAGGAACCUAUUUAAAAACAGAGCCAACCUUUGACAAAAAUAACUACAGUUUUAAAGAUGGACAGAAAGAGACUGAAAGAAGCAUGAUAGAUUCUGAAUGGGGGGAAAAACAUAUUUUUGGGGAUGUCACAAAAAGUAAACCACAUAAAAUAAUGCAUCUAGUUUCCAGACUCUGUGAUGUAACGCCCUGCUUUAUGCAUGGCACUUCUGAUUUCUCUAUUUUAAUGUAAUAUUUUUUUCUUUUCUAAACCUUUCCUCUGACUCUUCAUUUUGCACGAACUGUUGAGCAGUUAUCUUUAUGACAAUACGUAAAAAUGUUGGGUCAAAGCCCUUCCUAAGAAAGGAAAUAUUUUUAGUAGAUUAUUGUGCUUAGGUUUUUUUGGAUUUCCUUUUUCUUUUUUUAAUUAAAUUAUUUCUUUUUGAGACAUUUUAAUUAAAAAGGCACACCUUACCAUAAUUAAUAUUCACUGUCGAUAAUAUUUAUUUUUAAAUAAAGAUUGGAAACAAGGUAAGACAUUUGUUUAUAAACUGUAUUGUAUAUUGCUGAAUAACAGUUGAAUAAAAAGAUUUUGAAAUAAA
This is a messenger RNA of Dromaius novaehollandiae (emu), 2866 nucleotides long. It is a transcript of the gene VSTM2B, whose product is annotated as V-set and transmembrane domain containing 2B. The transcript is spliced from 14 exons. Bases 1481 to 2251 code for a protein of 256 amino acids. The record is from RefSeq and is a predicted model, not a curated record. Lineage: Eukaryota; Metazoa; Chordata; Aves; Casuariiformes; Dromaiidae. Gene Ontology annotation, cellular component: membrane.